AUGCGCCGACUCACAAGUUUUUCGGCGCUGAUAGCAGCGGUGGCGAUGCCACUCUCCACCGCCGCUGAGCUAUCCCGCAGAGAACUCCAACCGCUGCCGCUCUCCGUCCACGACCGCUACAUUGUCGACGCCCGCAACGAAACAGUCGCCCUCGUCGGCGUGAACUGGGCAGGCCAUGAGCGGACCAUGCUCCCAGAGGGCCUGCAGUACCAGUCCGUCGCCCACAUCGUCAAGAGGAUCGCCGAAACGGGCUUCAACGCCGUCCGCCUGACUUUUGCCACCGAAAUGGUCGACGACAUUGUCGAAAAGGGCGGCGACGUCGACCUCAAGACGACGCUGCAGAACGCGCUGGGCCCGGAGAACGGCACGGCCAUCCUGAAGCAGAUUCUUCAAAACAAUCCGGCCUUCAACGAGAGCUCCAAGCGACUCGAUGUGUGGGACGCUGUCGCGGCGGAGCUCGGGAGGCAGAAGAUUUACGUCCAUCUCGACAACCACGUGUCCAAGGCUGGUUGGUGCUGUACGCCGUACGAUGGGAACGGGUGGUUUGGCGAUACCAACUUCAACACGUCCAACUGGGUCCGCGGACUAUCCUACAUGGCAGAACAUGGUAAGGCUUCAAACUGGACAACCUUCACCAGCAUGGGUCUCCGCAACGAGCUCCGGGACCCCUUCUCCGGGGAUCCUCCCGAAAGCCUGGAGAACACGACCUGGACGACCUGGAAAACCCGCAUGGUGCAAGGUGCCAACGCGAUCCACGCCGCGAACCCGGACGUCCUCAUCUUCUUUGGCGGCCGCAUCUUUGACUUUGACAUUUCGGCGCCCGUGCAGGGCCGAUUCGGCAGCGAACCGGGCUUCAACUUCUCCAUUGCCGAGUUCCCGUUCAAGAACAAGUUCGUCUUUGAACAGCACCAGUACGACCAGGGGCUCGUCGACGACGCGUGUACGAGUUACCGGGAUAUUCUGGCGGCGUUUGGGUCUGAUGUCAUGACGAGUGGCAGCAACGGGACGAACGGGACGAGCAACCGGGCGCCGCUGGUUAUGACGGAGUGGGGACACGAUCAGAGUGAUGAGAGCGGCGCGUUUAAGAACAAGUUCCGCAGGUGUCUGAUGGACUUUAUGGUUGAUCGGCAGAUUAGCUGGAUGGUUUGGGUCAUGGGCGGAAGCUACUACACGCGUGAAGGUGUGCAGGACAAGGAUGAGCCUUGGGCCAUCCUUGACCACAACUGGAGCGCGUAUCGCGGGAAAGCGUCCAUCAGGAAACUCCAGAGCGACAUGGAGAAGACGUACGAGGCCUUUCAUCAGACGAUGCCCUCCGCUGGGAGAAGUCCAGGGAACCAGCCAAAGAGUACUGCAGCGUCGUUUUCAUACAGCGUGUCAUUAGCUACUUUGAUGGGCAUCGUUGUCGCAGUCAUGAUCUGGGCGUAG
Colletotrichum orchidophilum is the source of this 1425-nucleotide messenger RNA. RefSeq names its product endo-beta-1. Gene Ontology annotation, molecular function: hydrolase activity, hydrolyzing O-glycosyl compounds. Bases 1 to 1425 code for a protein of 474 amino acids. The record is from RefSeq and is a predicted model, not a curated record. Lineage: Eukaryota; Fungi; Ascomycota; Sordariomycetes; Glomerellales; Glomerellaceae. The transcript is spliced from 3 exons.